AUGUUCUCCCAGUGUUACGCUUGGUGUCUGGUCCUUCAUCAGCUUGAUUUGGAGGAAAAGUUUGAAGGCCUGUUCCGUGCCUACGACGACUGUGUGACAUUCCAGCUGUUUAAGAGCUUCAGACGCGUGCGGAUAAACUUUAGUAGUCCCAAAUCAGCUGCUCGUGCCAGAAUAGAGCUGCAUGAAACACAGUUCAGAGGAAAGAAGUUAAAGUUGUAUUUCGCGCAGAUUCAGACCUCUGAGACAGAUGGAGACAAGCUUCAUUUGGCUCCGCCACAGCCUGCAAAACAGUUUCUCAUCUCGCCUCCAGCCUCCCCACCUGUAGGGUGGCAGCCCAUAGACGAUGCAACACCUGUCAUCAACUACGACCUCCUUUAUGCAGUUUCUAAGCUAGGACCAGGUAAGCCUGUGGUCCUUGGGUGAAAAUCUGUUGGAAAAAGCAAAUGAGAAAUGGCAGCAUAGAGAAUAACUAGAGGCAGUUGGGGUAAAGGCUGCAAGUUGCGUUACAGCUUUGGAGUUAAGCUGAUUUGGGGCAACUGGUUCUUUGCUUAACGUAUUGUUUGAGUAGCAGAUGGAAGCUUGCUCGCACAGUUUAUCCUUGUGCUUGCUUUUAUGUUUAGAUGAGACAGCUGAUGGUUUGUGCAGGGAUUGGACAAACGCUUGUCUGUGAACCUAAAGGGCAUUUGCUUUAAAUCACACUUGCUCAGCAGUGCUUUCCAAGAUGCAAAGUCCUUCAAUGAUUUAAGCAUCACUGCACGUCCAACAGAGGGGAGAAUGUCUCAGUUAACAAGUUUGAUGAGAGAGGACCACCAUUCCCCUGUCCCUGCAGGACUGCUCUGUUGGGACUGCUCGUUUUCUAUUGAAAAUGUUAUGCAGAAGGAAUGGGAUUUAGGUGUAGUCUCUAAAAAGUGAAAUAGGUAAGAAUGGACAAUGCAGACAGAUUUAUUCUGUCUUCCCAUCUUCACCAGCUGAUAAGGUGUGAAGCUGGUUGGGAUCUUUGAAAGGUGCUUUGCCUUUAGAAAAUGCUUAUCUGAUGAAGCUUAAACUUUUCAUUUAGCAGAUAUUUACUUUCCAAUUUAAUUACCAUGUAUUUAUGGAGAGCUUUCUUUGACUGCUGUUAGAGCAUCCCUUUUACAGUUCUGAAAAUGGAAAAUGUUCAAGUUCCAGCCCUAAGAAAUACCAUUUAAAAUUAGUCUAAUUUACAUUCAUAACCUAUAAGGAAAAAUGGCAUGUUGAAUUAUCCUCAUGUGGAAUUAGAGUAGAACCAUACAGUCACCAAGGUCGGAAACCACCUCCAAGGUCAUCCAGCCCAACCAUCCUUCUCCCACCGAUCCUUCCACCAACCCACGUCCCUCAGUGCCACAUCUACAGGCUCUGGAGCACCUCCAGUGUUGGUGACCCACCCCCUCCUUGGCAGCCCGUGCCAGUGCACUUUAUAUCAAAUCCAAUAACAGUUUUGGCGGGCUGGGGAGGAGAGCUCAUGAAAAUUCAGCAGAGUUCACUUUUGAAAUCCUUACGGGAUAUGGGAGUUGUCCUUGCAGCUCUACUGCUGCUGCUGUCUUGCUGUGAGAGCAGCCACCCACUGCAGGCACCUCGUCCCUGUGCUCAGUGUUACUGCCUGGCUGCCAGUGUGCCAGGGCUGUGGGGUGCAGGGAGCUGCUUCUGGGUCAGUAGGUUUGCAGGACCACCUGGCUUUGUUCUCCUGUGGGAUCUCUCCCAAGGGGACAGCAUGUAAGAUUCCUGCAUUUUACUUCCUUUGGGCUGGGAGACCACUGACAAGGGUGUCAGGUCUCACUCUUAGUCCUGCGUGGCAGAUGAUUACUCCCAGAAUUGAUGCUCUGCUCCUAAACUGCUGAACAAAAGGAAAACAAGAACUCCUUUUUUUCCUUUGGUGCAACAGUGUUAUAAAUAGAAACAUGAAAACGAAUUCCCUCGUUAUCUGGACAAUAAAUCAAUCCCUGUUCUACAGCAGUGGGAUGUGAAAUAUCCCUCAUUGCUCCACCCUCUGCGUGAAGGUCAGAUCCAGCCUUAUUGAAGGAGCCUGCAGGGAGCAGCAGCAGAAGUCACUGUGUGCUCCUCUUCCUAUUUUUAGCACUCAGGAGAGAGAUCGAUUCUUGUUAACUGCAGUGGUGGCUCUAAAAUAGCACUGCAGGUCUCAGCUGUGUGUUACUAUCUUGAGGAUUUCACUGAAAAACAAAUCCCAGCAAAGCUUUGCUCAGGAUCCCGUCGCUGGAGCUCGCUGCUGUGCAGCAGGCAGUGCUGUGCUCCUCACUGCACUUACAGUUAGCUCUCAUUCCAGCAGCACAAUGAAAAGUGUAACUACGCCUUAGCCAGCAAAAAGGGCUCAAUGUUUGUAUGAGCCAGAGCCAGAAUUCUGUGACUCUGACUUGUGAGGAAUAUUACCUUAACGACACUGAUUUAAAUACACUGAUUGCUGUGCAGCCUGGGCUGCUGGUUGGUGACCUGCACACAGCAGGGGGUUGGGAUUGGAUGAGCGCUGUGGGCCUUUGCAACCCAGGCCAUGCUGGGAUUCUAUGAUCCUAUGUUUUGGUAAAAAUUAAUACCUGAGGACCAGAAAAACUCAAUUAAGCAUGUAAAUAAUGAACAGCUUCCAGCUGUGCGCUCUUGCAGCUCAGAAAGCAAUUGGUAUCCUGGGCUCCAUCAGCAGAGGG
Messenger RNA from Lagopus leucura (white-tailed ptarmigan), 2672 nucleotides. Its product is annotated as calcipressin-2-like. NCBI's taxonomy places the organism in Eukaryota, Metazoa, Chordata, Aves, Galliformes, Phasianidae. The record is from RefSeq and is a predicted model, not a curated record. Gene Ontology annotation, molecular function: calcium-dependent protein serine/threonine phosphatase regulator activity; nucleic acid binding. Gene Ontology annotation, biological process: calcium-mediated signaling. The transcript has 3 exons. The coding region runs from base 1 to 423 and encodes 140 amino acids. Gene Ontology annotation, cellular component: cytoplasm; nucleus.